CGGCAAAAGUUGCUGUAGCUCAAACCAAAUUCAACGUUCCCGAGCACAAAAAGCACUGCGAAAAGCGGCUUUCUUCGCCACAGAAAAAGCAGAAGUAAUAAUUACCAACCGGCGAAAUCAGCUGUAGCCCUUGUGUGAGUGGGUGCGUGGUGUACGUGUGAGCGGGAGAGACAUCUCGACGUGAGUGUGUGCGUGCGUGCGUGUGUUUGCGUCGCUCCUCCAAUCAGAAAGUCCAGGAUAUCCGAAAAAAAAAACAUCUGUGAAAUUUUCCUAUUGAAAAUUUGAAAAAUGGAUCUAAACUUUGCGGAACUGAAGAAGGAGGCGGCGGCCACCAACGAGGACAUCUUCCAGCGGGCACAGAAGGCCUACGACGAUUCGGGACUCGGCGGCGAUGCUGGAAAUGUGAGCGGUGGCGCCCAGGAUGAUAAUGCUCAUACGGAGCACUAUUUCGCCAAUGAGCAGAAGAAUCUGGAUUUCGGGGAGCCGCAGGAGUUUGUUCAACAUUUGUCCUCCGGCGCCAAGGAGCUGGACACCAAAAUUUCCCAGAAAGCGGACGAUUUCGAGGACUUUCUGCGCGACGCCGGCAAGGAGGUGAAGCAGGGCAUCAGUGGACUGACCACCGAUUUUAUGAAUGCUGAACGGGGAUUUGCUGCUCCUUUGGCGCCCUUCUCAGAGGCUCCAGCUGCUCCGGCUGCUCCAGUAAGGCCAGCAGUUCCUCCGCCAGCUGUUCCGGCUCCUGCUGCUCCUGCUCCCGUGGAGGAGGACCUCCUGGGCAGCUUCAGUGACCAGCCAACGGCUCCACUUCAGGCCUUCCAGCCCACGGCUCCGUCCAAGGCCAAUUUCUAUGAUGAUGAUGACGACGAAGAGGAGAAGGAGGAUGAGGACUUCCUGGGCAAGCCAAUAGCUGCUGCCCCAGCUGCUCCUGCUGCUGCUCCACUGACCCAUGCCAACCAGGAUUCGGACACCGAAUCGCCGUCCGUCUCGUACACUCCAUCGCCGGCCAAGAAACCCAUUGUGGAUGCCCUCAAGGAGCAGGACAAUGAGAAAUUUAUCUCUUCGGAGGAUCUGUUGAGUGACUUUAAGGAGGCAGCAGCUCCAGCUCCCAUUUCCAUACCCACUCCCGCUGCAGUUGCUCCGCCGCCAGUUGUUGCCAAAUCCCCAGUGGUUCCAGUGGCUGUUCCCGUGACAACCGCUUUGGUAACCGAUCUGGAUGACGAGGAGGUGGUCUUCAAGCCCAGUGUCCAGGAGACGACCAAACCAGAGCCGCCCAAGCUGAAGGAGGAGCCGCCCAAGCCAAAGGCUGUGCCUGUUCCAUCAUCAUCAUCUCCGCCGCAGCCCAAGAUUGUGUCCGUCGAGGAGAUCUUCUACAAAUACGGAUUGGAUGCCUGGUUUAAGCCCGAACGUUUACACCCGCAAGUGGAGUCCCUUAUCUACUGGCGCGAUGUGAAGAAAUCCGGCAUUGUUUUCGGCGCCGGCCUGAUCACAUUGGUGGCCAUCUCCAGCUUCUCGGUGAUCAGUGUGUUCGCCUACUUGUCGCUUUUGGCUCUUUUCGGAACCGUGGCCUUCAGAAUCUACAAAUCGGUCACACAGGCCGUGCAAAAGACAAACGAGGGACAUCCCUUCAAGGAAUAUCUGGAGCUGGAUCUGACGCUGUCGCAGGACAAGGUGCAGAACAUUGCCGGCGUGGCUGUGGCACAUAUCAAUGGCUUCACCUCCGAGCUGAGGCGUCUGUUCCUGGUUGAGGAUAUCAUCGAUUCGAUCAAGUUCGGCGUCAUUCUGUGGGUCUUCACCUACGUGGGUGCCUGGUUCAAUGGCAUGACUCUGGUCAUCUUGGCCUUUGUCUCGCUGUUUACCUUGCCCAAGGUUUACGAGAACAACAAGCAAUCCAUCGACACCUACUUGGAUCUGGUGCGCAGCAAAUUGACAGAAAUCACCGACAAGAUCCGAGUGGCCAUCCCCAUUGGCAACAAGAAGCCCGUGGCCGCCGCCACCGAGUCUGACAAGGAGAAGUAAAGAACCCGCGCACUAGCAACAGAAACAAAACCACAAUAAAAACAUGUUUAUUUAUUUAUUAAGCAUUAUUUGAAUGGUUUUAAUAUUCAUCCAGGCAUUAAAUAAAUAACAAGUCUAGCAAUGUUUACAUAUUAAUUGUAUAAUUGCAAUCUACAUCAAUCGAUAAUUGUAAAUCAAAUUUAAAAAACAACCCAAACAACAAGAACUUAUCAACCAACAACUCGUAGCAGUUUCAAACAUUGUCCAAGUGUCUUUAAGUUUUUAACGAACGAAACAACAAACAAAAAAGAAAAACAUCAAAAGUAAGGGAGA
Molecule: messenger RNA, 2325 nt
Organism: Drosophila takahashii
Lineage: Eukaryota; Metazoa; Arthropoda; Insecta; Diptera; Drosophilidae
Gene: Rtnl1
Product: reticulon
Cellular component (GO): endoplasmic reticulum membrane; axon
Source: RefSeq, a predicted model, not a curated record